Molecule: messenger RNA, 952 nt
Organism: Alosa alosa (allis shad)
Lineage: Eukaryota; Metazoa; Chordata; Actinopteri; Clupeiformes; Clupeidae
Gene: tmem126a
Product: transmembrane protein 126A
Exons: 4
Coding region: 297-902 (201 amino acids)
Biological process (GO): mitochondrial respiratory chain complex I assembly
Cellular component (GO): mitochondrion
Source: RefSeq, a predicted model, not a curated record
AUGACAUGGCUGCGCCCAGGCAGUGUAGGAUAAUGGACUGAACGAAGCAUAUUCGGUAGGCUAUAGAAGGAAAAUUAGGCAUUAAUAACGAACAACAGAUGCUACCAGAAAGGGGGUUUAGCAUAUACACGCAAGUGCAAGGGAUUUCGCUUCGUGUAUAGCACAGUAUGCUUUCUAGUGUGAUUCAAUCAAGUCUGUUUAGAUACAGCAAGACAACAGACAACAUAGCCCACCUUGGUAAAGUUCACAAUCAUUAACGUUAGCUGCUACAGUGUGGGUCUGCAGGCAGCUCAAAGAUGUCAAGUCAAGAACCAGUAACCUUACAAAAAACACCGAAAGGCGUAUUUGUCGAUGCUCUUUUGAAGAAAUUUGAAAAGCUUUCGGACACUGACAGAAACUUGUUUUCAUACGGACCCCUGUAUUUGGGGGGCAAUGCGGCCUUUGCUGGAUUAAUAGCAAACAGUUUCUUUCGGCGUGCACUCAAUGUCACACAAGGGCGCAUAGUAUCCAGUCUUCCCAUGGCUACCUUACCCUUUCUGACCACUGUGGCACUGUACAACGCAACUGUUUCAAACCCCUUAAUUUUGGGAGAUCUUAACUGCCCUACGUGUGCGGUGAUCAGAGGUGCUAUGGUUGGAGUGGUGGGCGGUGGCGUCUAUCCUCUUCUUUUGGCCCUACCCGUCAAUGCAGGGCUUGCAGCCAGAUACAACACAGCACCUAUGCCAGAGAAGGGAAAUGUCAUGCGAUUUUGGAUGAUUGUCGGUCGCCCCAUAGCGAGAAAAAUGGCCUUUGUAUUUGUGUUGCAAGGCUUUUUCGGGACCUACCUUGCUUCCAAGCAUUUUGACAUUUAUGUCAAAUUGUUAAAACUUGUAGACAUGGAUCAUGAAGACCUCCACGAUUAGGGUUUCUCUGUCAUUUUUGUACAGAAAUUAAACUGGCAAGUCUUUUUAAA